UUAGUUUCUGCCAUUUUAAAAUCCAGCAUCAACCUGCAGAAUAACCACAUCAUUCAAAAGUAUGGCUGUGAGAAAGUGGGCUUGACACAAGAGGAAAUGAAAACAUUUCACUUUCCACUACAAGGUUCUCCUGACUGUGAAAACUUUAUCCUUACCAAGUGUGAUGGUUCCAUAACAGAUAGUAGUCCUCUCUUUGGACUUGACUCUGAAAUGUGCCUUACAUCCAAGGGGAGAGAACUAACACGCAUCUCACUGGUUGCUGAAGGAGGCCAUUGUAUUAUGGAUGAACUGGUUAAACCUGACUUCAUGAUUCUGGACUACCUUACUAGUUUUUCAGGAAUCACGAAGAAGAUUCUUAACCCAAUGACAACCAAACUCAAAGAUGUACAGAAGCUGUUAAGAGAACUGCUUCCUCCUGAUGCUGUGUUAGUGGACCAUUCCCUAGACUUGGAUCUCAGAGUAUUGAAAGUGAUACAUCCAUAUGUUAUUGAUACCUCAUUGCUUUAUAUCUGGAAGCAGGGCAGAAGGUUUAAGCUAAGAUUCUUAGCCAAAGUUAUUUUGGGGAAGGACAUAUAGUGCCCAGACAAGCUUGGUCAUGAUACCAUAGAAGAUGCUAGAACAACUCUUGAAUUAGCUCGGUAUUUUCUUAAGUAUGGGCCAAAGAAGAUAGUUGAAUUACAGGUGCUGGCUCUCACUAAUCAUAAAGAACUGAGAGCAGCUAGUCAAGCAUCAGGAAACCAGGGAGCAGCUACUAAGCACCCAAAUAUGAGUGUUUUAGACUGCCUGGACUCAAUGGGUCAUAAACUCCUUUUCUUGACUCGGGAUAUAGAUGAGCUUUCUUCUUCUAGAAACUGUCAAACUAUUAAGUGUUCUUCAAAUAAAGAGGUAAAUGAUCUAUUCCAAGUGGAAGUCCCUUUGUUUCCCUUCAACAGUGUGCAGCUCUCUUCUGAACCCUCACCCAUCUUUGCUGAGGAGCUGAAGAAAAGAACGAAGACCAAGUGGACAGAGAUGUCAGCUGUCUAUGUUGGGCCAUUUUUCAAAAAUUGUAACAUUGGGGCUGUGAAGAAGACGUUUAACAGCUUGGGCCCAGUCCAGUCAAUAACUCUUGUUCUUGAAACUUCUAGGCCUUACUUCUGUAUACAGUAUGAAGUCCUGGAAGCUGCUCAGCUGGCUAUAGAAACCACGAAUGGCAUUCUGGUAGAAGGUCCCUACAUCAGGGUGCACAGGCAUGUGACAGAAUUCACCCUUGAGUGUGACACCCUUAUGCAUGAGCUUGCUCAAGAUUCUGAGAACCAAGCUACUAUAUAUGUGGCUGGAUUAGGUGAAACUUUUAAAGAACACCUGUUGGAGCACUCCAGCCUCUUUCCUGACCUGGAAGCUGUGAUCCUGCCUAAAGAUGUUAAAACAAAAAAAAGAAAAAACUACUGUUUCUUGAAGUUCACAACUCGUGACAGUGCCCAGGUAGCCCUUGAAAUUCUCAAAGGCAAGGACUGGAAGUUGAAAGGCAGAUAUGCCCUAACCCCUAGGCACCUCCAGGCAUGGCUCAAGGACAUACAUCCUGAACCAGCAAUGCCUUCAGGAUUUGGACUAGUUCCGCCUCUCUUGGAGAAGCAGACUCUGAAGGAGAACCACCCAAAGAUAGUAGCCUGGCGCUGUGACUAGAGGAUUGAAAAGCUCUACCACAGCCUGAGCCCAGGCACCCUCUGCCUCAUCCUGCCUGGAACUAAGAACACUUUUAGAUCACACCCUGGCUUAGGACUGAUGAAAAUAAAGGAGGAAGAAGAAAGUGACAUCCCAGGCCUGGGAGUGUGAGUCUCCCCACACUUUUCCAUAUAGAGAAUGUGACUAGGCUACAGCCCCUUCAAGAGGAUGACAGCUUUUCCAUCUAGCAGACAGCUAUGGUAAAAAGUUGGGAUACCAGCUGAAGUAUAUUGUCAUGUGCAAAAUUUCAAUAAAUGCCUAAAACUCAAAACAUUUCUUCCUCUUAAGACAUAAGAGGGAAAAUGA
Messenger RNA from Peromyscus leucopus (white-footed mouse), 2007 nucleotides. It is a transcript of the gene Rexo5, whose product is annotated as RNA exonuclease 5. Lineage: Eukaryota; Metazoa; Chordata; Mammalia; Rodentia; Cricetidae. Gene Ontology annotation, molecular function: RNA binding; exonuclease activity. Gene Ontology annotation, cellular component: nucleus. The record is from RefSeq and is a predicted model, not a curated record.